Diabrotica balteata is the source of this 1065-nucleotide messenger RNA. Lineage: Eukaryota; Metazoa; Arthropoda; Insecta; Coleoptera; Chrysomelidae. The record is from the annotation of a GenBank genome assembly.
AGAAGUCACCAACAUGAAAAAUUGCAAGAUUUAUGUAAUUUUAUUCUUACUAGGAGCGUGCCAUUCAUUACCUGAUGACGAUCUAGAAGAUGACUCCGAAGAUUUAGAAUACUUCUUGUACGAAGACAAGGACGGUCAAAUUCAAGUAGAGUAUCUCGUACAUACUAGUCUAAACCUCACAUGUUCCCCAUCCGAUGUAAAAUACCUUUUCUUCAGUAGAUCAAACCCCGAUAGAGGCAUAGAGAUUCAUAGCAACAAUAUUCAUAAAUUGGAGAGGACAUCAUUUACACCAAACCGAGAAACUGUUUUUAUCAUCCAUGGAUGGAAGGGAAGCCAUGAAGCAGAUCAUAACUACCAUAUCAGAGAAUAUACAUUAAACCGGCAUGAUGUCAAUGUAUUUGUUGUCGAUUGGAGUCCAAUUGCCGGAAAACUUUACGUAAUUGCAAAGAAUUUAGUGAAAAAGGUUGGAGGGUUUGUAGCAGAUUUCGUCAGAUCCCUGGUUAACGAAUACGGUUUACAACUUGGUAGGUUGAAAUUUGUAGGCCAUUCCCUUGGAGCUCAUGUCUGUGGAAAUGCUGGAGCUGCUUUGAAUGGGCAGGUCGACACAAUUGUUGGUUUAGAUCCGGCUGGUCCUCUAUUCAAACGCUUCAGAACGGAUAACCGUAUAGACAGAGAGGACGCAGUAAAUGUGCAAAUUAUCCACACCAAUGGAGGGCGCCUAGGGUACUAUAACCUAUGUGGAGAUUCCGAUUUCUAUCCUAAUGGAGGAAGACAUCAACCAGGUUGCGGAAUUGAUAUAGUAGGAACCUGCUCUCACUCUCGGUCAUACAAACUAUACGCUGAAUCGCUUUUUGGCGACGCUUUUAUUGGGCAACGAUGCCGUAGCUAUUUAGAAUACAAGAGAGGUAAAUGUACCGGACCAAAAGCCAGCAUGGGUAUGUUCCAUAUUGAUAAAAAUGCCUCUGGUCCCUACUACCUUAAAACUAACAGCCAACCUCCAUAUGCUCAAGGUUAAAAAAUGCGUGUAUUAUAAUAUAGAAUUAUGCUAUCAAUAAAGUUUAAUGU